AUGGGGAGGCCCAGGCACCUGCAGAGGCAUCCGGUGUUCGGGAAACGAUCCCCAGGAAUUGGGCUCCUUGGCAAGCCAUCCCCAGAGCCCGAGAGUGUCCACUUGGAUAACACCGGGAAGUCGACCUCUGCCUGGAGCAAAGAGGCUGGGGGAGGGAGGCUGCGGGGACUGCAGAGGCGGGGCCAGGCGCGAGUGGUCGCGCGGCUCGCCAAAUCCGAAAAGCAAAAAUCGCCAUUGGGAGGAGAGAAGGAACAGCACACGUGGGGGAUCACGGCCACGCGACCGGAACCCCAACCUCCAGCCUCAGGCACGGACGGGGUUCGAACCCGCGAUCUUCGGUUUACGAGACCGACGCCUUACCACUUGGCCACCGCGCCUGACAGCCGAGCGAGUGGUAGAAGCUCUCAGUGGAGGGGAGGUGGCCGUUGGCGCGUGGAGGGGGCGACGCCCCGCCCCCGGCCCCGCGCGUCUCCCCAGAGCCCCGCCGGGACCCCGAGUUCUGAGGACUGGUCCCACCCAGCUCAGGAUCGAAACAUCGCGCCCGCCCCGGGCCUACGGCGAGACCCGAAACAGCGGCCGCGCAAGCUCCGGGUCCCGCGCGCUCCCGCCUCAAGCGCCCCCCAGGGGCCCGGCGGCCGCGCAGCCACCAGGGCCGGGCGUCCGGGGAGGCGGGGGAUUCGAAAGGCGCGGCGACAAGAUCCGAGUUUGCUGCGGCGGAGGAGCCGAGAGCCUGAAGAUGGAGAAAGGGCACUGCCAGCGCCUCUGAGGACGCAAGUGGAAGCAGAGACCGCGGCCGCCGAGGGAGCCGGGGCCGGGCGUCGGGGGCCGGCGCCUAGCGGGUCUCUGCGCGCGGGCCGUGCAACCUUGGCAGGGCCACUUCGGUCCGAGCCGGCGGGACACACGGGUAGCGCCGGGAGCCCGGGCCGAGUCGAUGGGGCCCCAGGGGACAAGAGGAAGGCGAUGCAGGGAUGGACGGGGCUGGCGCUCGGAGAAGGAUUCCGGGAGAAGAGAGGGAUGGGGCUCGGGUACCGGGGCAAGAGAAGUGACCUCCUCUCACUGAUCCCUUACGGAGCGGCCAGCUGUCUUUCCCCACCCAGAGAUGGAGUCUGCGGACUGGCCAUAUGACUCACUUUGACCAGUAGGAUGUGGUAGCAGACGGGAUGCUGAGGAAGUGCUAAAGCUUAGACCCAAGAGUCUCACU
This is a messenger RNA of Choloepus didactylus (southern two-toed sloth), 1201 nucleotides long. Its product is annotated as collagen alpha-1(I) chain-like. The record is from RefSeq and is a predicted model, not a curated record. Lineage: Eukaryota; Metazoa; Chordata; Mammalia; Pilosa; Megalonychidae. Bases 1 to 1125 code for a protein of 374 amino acids. The transcript has 5 exons.